Messenger RNA from Daphnia pulicaria, 1713 nucleotides. RefSeq lists its product as uncharacterized. The transcript has a single exon. Gene Ontology annotation, biological process: DNA integration. Gene Ontology annotation, molecular function: nucleic acid binding. Bases 1 to 1713 code for a protein of 570 amino acids. The record is from RefSeq and is a predicted model, not a curated record. NCBI's taxonomy places the organism in Eukaryota, Metazoa, Arthropoda, Branchiopoda, Diplostraca, Daphniidae.
AUGAACAUUGCCGAGCCGGCAAAUGACGACCCGGAAGUCUCACCCGCCAAAUGGAUUGGUUCUAUUCGAGUUCCGACGCCUCAUCCCAUUUUCGAGUUGAUUCAACGUUCUUCCGACUUCAUCAAAAUCAAAAGGAUCGUCGCCUGGCAGCUGCGCUUCCUUCGGAAUCAUUCUCUUUCACUGAAAAAGUGUGUCAUCCCGUUAUCUCGAUGGCUCACAGCUCCGGAAUUGCGUGAUGCCCAAACAUUAUUGAUUCGGGUCGAUCAGGAACAUCAUUUUGCCGUAGAGAUUCGUUUUUUACGCAAAGGAAAACCCGUGCCAGUCACAUCCAAGCUGGCCACGUUGACCCCCUUUAUAGAUGCGUCCGGAAUUAUCCGGGUAGGUGGCCGGAUUCAACAUGCUUCUCUCCCUGAAGACACAAAACAUCCCAUCGUCUUGUCUUCCGACAGCCAGCUGGCGACGAUGAUUAUUCUCGACCUCCACCAUCGACUGACUCACGCAAAAACGGAGCGUUUGUUACAUAACCUCCGGGCGACGUAUCAUGUGUUGCAGCCGCGGGCCACCAUAAAAAGAGUGAUUCGUCCCUGUUUCGAAUGCAAGCGACGCGACAGCCAGCCGGUGUGUCCACUCAUGGGUCCCUUGCCGGCCAGCAGAAUUAAAACACACCAGUGGCCGUUUUCUCACGUCGGAAUCGACUACUUCGGUCCGUUGUACGUCUCCAUGCUCCGACGGACUCUGAAGCGGUACGGAGUCAUGUUUACUUGCCUGGAUUGUCGAGCCGUCCACCUUGAACUGGCUGAUUCCAUGGACCUCAAUUCGUUCAUGAUGGCGUUUUCCCGUUUUACAGACCGCCGUGGAGUUCCUCUUGUCUGUUACAGCGAUAACGGAACCAAUCUAGUGGCUGGCGAACAAGAGAUCCGGGAUGCGAUCGCUCAAUGGAAUCCGGAAGCGUUGGCCAAAAAUAUGGCUGAUCGAAACAUCGAAUGGCGAUUUAGCCCUCCCGCUUCGCCUCAUUUCGGCGGAUCAUGGGAACGGAUGAUCAAGUCCGCCAAGCUCGCCAUGCGAAUUGUUUUAAAGGAGCGAGUCGUCACUCAAGAGGUGCUGUCUACCGUCAUGACCGGUGUCGAAGCUUUGCUGAACGCCCGUCCAUUAACCCCGGUGAGCAGCGAUCCAACCGAAGUCGAUGCUCUUACCCCUAAUCAUUUUCUCCAUGGACGGCCAAACAUUCAACUGCACUCCGACUUCGACGCUCAACCGCAGUUGCUCAGCAAGCGGCGGUGGAUGGACGCGCAGGAGAUCGUCAACCACGUUUGGAAUCGCUGGAUGCGCGAGUAUCUCCCGUCUCUAAUUGAACGGACAAAAUGGCUCCGCCCACGGCGAAACCUAGCUUUCGGAGAUGUCGUCCUCAUGGAAAUGCCCAACCCGAAGAGAAGCACUUGGCCAAUCGGCCGAAUUGUUCGUGUAGAAGCUGGUGCCGAUGGAGCUGUCCGGUCCGCCGAAGUAGAAGUCACUCGCGCUGUACCUGGCAAAAAGGGCCGAAAAACUCUUUCCGACAUCAAGUCGAAAACGACCCGCUACAUCCGUUCAGCACACAAACUUUGUUUACUCGAGGCGGAUGAUCCAGAAGAUGUUUUCACCACUGAAAACAGGGCCGGCAAUGUGACGGACAGCCCGAUUCUCCCCGCCGGGUCAGAUGGGGCUUCCGCAAAAUGA